AUGGGGGAUUUCGCAGCCCCCGCUGCUGCCGCGAAUGGCAGUAGUAUUUGCAUCAACAGUAGCCUGAACAGCAGCCUCGGCGGGGCCGGGAUCGGUGUGAAUAAUACUCCCAAUAGUACUCCCGCUGCUCCGAGUAGCAAUCACCCCGCUGCCGGCUGCGGCGGCGGCGGCUCCGGGGGCCCCGGCGGCGGCUCAGCGGCGGUCCCCAAGCACAGCACCGUGGUGGAGCGGCUCCGCCAGCGCAUCGAGGGCUGCCGGCGGCACCACGUCAACUGCGAGAACAGGUAUCAGCAGGCUCAGGUGGAGCAGCUGGAGCUGGAGCGCCGGGACACCGUGAGCCUCUACCAGCGGACCCUGGAGCAGAGGGCCAAGAAAUCGGGCGCCGGCACGGGCAAGCAGCAGCACCAGAGCAAACCCCAGCAAGAUGCGGAGGCUGCCUCGGCGGAGCAGAGGAACCACACGCUGAUCAUGCUCCAAGAGACUGUGAAGAGGAAGUUGGAAGGAGCUCGAUCACCACUUAAUGGAGACCAGCAGAAUGGUGCUUGUGAUGGGAGUUUUUCUCCAACGAGCAAGAGAAUACGAAAGGACAUUCCUACAGGAAUGGAAACCCUCAAUAUGCCACUGCCUUCAGCUUCUCCUCUUCACCAACUUGACCUGAAGCCUUCUUUGCCCUUGCAGAAUAGUGGGACUCACACUCCUGGGCUUCUAGAAGAUCUAAGUAAGAAUGGUAGGCUUCCAGAGAUCAAACUUCCUGUCAACGGUUGCAGUGACCUGGAGGACAGCUUCACCAUCCUGCAGAGCAAGGACCUCAAACAAGAGCCUCUAGAUGACCCUACUUGCAUAGACACAUCCGAAACGUCUCUUUCAAAUCAGAACAAGCUGUUCUCAGACAUUAACCUGAAUGAUCAGGAGUGGCAAGAAUUAAUCGAUGAGCUGGCCAACACAGUUCCUGAGGAUGACAUACAGGACCUGUUCAACGAAGACUUUGAGGAGAAGAAGGAGCCCGAAUUCUCGCAGCCGGCGACGGAGACCCCUCUCUCCCAGGAGAGUGCGAGUGUGAAGAGCGACCCCUCUCACUCUCCUUUUGCACACGUCUCCAUGGGAUCUCCCCAGGCGAGGCCCUCCUCCUCCGGCCCUCCCUUUGCUACGGGCGCCACGGCCGCGAGUUUGCCUUCGGCGGCCAGCACUCCCGCAGCUCCAAACCCCGCCAGCUCACCAGCAAACUGUGCUGUCCAGUCCCCUCAGACUCCCAGCCAAGCGCACGCUCCAGGCCAAGCCCCACCCCGGCCUGGAAACGGCUAUCUCCUUAAUCCGGCAGCAGGGACCGUGGCCGGUGCCGCGGCGGGCCCCGUGGCCGUGGCCAGCUCCGACAUGUCGCCAGCGGAGCAGCUCAAGCAGAUGGCCGCGCAGCAGCAACAGAGGGCCAAACUCAUGCAACAGAAGCAGCAACAGCACCACUCAAACCAGACCUCCAGCUGGUCGCCCUUGGGGCCCCCGUCCAGCCCCUACGGAGCAGCUUUCGCUGCGGAAAAACCAAAUAGCCCAAUGAUGUACCCCCAAGCCUUUAACAACCAAAACCCCGUAGUGCCUCCCAUGGCAAACAACCUGCAGAAGACGACAAUGAAUAACUACCUCCCUCAGAACCACAUGAAUAUGAUCAAUCAGCAGCCAAAUAACUUGGGUACCAACUCCUUAAACAAACAGCACAAUAUUCUCACCUACGGCAACACUAAGCCUCUGACCCAUUUUAACGCGGACUUGAGUCAGAGGAUGACCCCCCCGAUGGCCAACCCCAACAAAAACCCGGUGAUGCCCUACAUCCAGCAGCCGCCGCCGCCACCGCAGCCGCAGCAGCAGCAGCCACCGCCGCCGCCGCCGCCGCCGCAGCUCCAGGCCCCCAGGGCGCACCUGAGUGAGGAGCAGAAGCGCAUGCUUCUCAUGAAGCAGAAAGGAGUGAUGACGCAGCCCAUGGCUUACGCCGCGCUUCCAUCCCACGGUCAGGAGCAGCACCCAGUUGGACUCCCCCGGACCACAGGCCCCAUGCAGUCCUCGGUGCCGCCAGGCUCGGGCGGCAUGGUGUCAGGGGCCAGUCCCGCGGGCCCUGGCUUCCUCGGCAGCCAGCCCCAGGCAGCCAUCAUGAAGCAGAUGCUCAUUGACCAGCGGGCCCAGCUGAUGGAGCAGCAGAAGCAACAGUUCCUGCGGGAGCAGAGGCAGCAGCAACAACAACAGCAGAUUCUGGCCGAGCAGCAGCUGCAGCAAUCAAAUUUACCCCGUCAGCACCUCCAGCAGCAGCGGAAUCCCUACCCUGUGCAGCAGGUCAAUCAGUUCCAAGGUUCUCCCCAGGAUAUAGCAGCCGUGAGAAGCCAAGCGGCCCUCCAGAGCAUUCGAACGUCACGGUUGAUGGCACAGAACGCAGGCAUGAUGGGAAUGGGACCCUCCCAGAACCCAGGGACGAUGGCCGCGGCAGCAGCCCAGUCAGAGAUGGGACUGGCCCCUUAUAGCAACACACCUACCAGCCAACCAGGAAUGUACAAUAUGAGCACAGGGAUGACUCAAAUGUUGCAGCACCCAAACCAAAGUGGCAUGGGCAUCACACACAACCAAGCCCAGGGGCCCAGGCAGCCCACCUCUGGGCAAGGGGUUGGGAUGGUGAGUGGUUUUGGUCAGAGCAUGCUGGUGAACUCAGCCAUUACCCAGCAGCACCAGCAGAUGAAAGGGCCGGUGAGCCAAGCCCUGCCAAGGCCCCAGGGCCCGCCAAGGCUGCAGAGCAUUAUGGGAACAGUCCAGCAGGGAACGCAGAGCUGGCCACAGAGGAGCUUGCAGGGGAUGCCUGGGCGGACUAGUGGAGAAAUGGGAUCAUUCAACAAUGGCGCCAGCUACCCACUUCAGGCUGGCCAGCCGAGACUGACCAAGCAACACUUCCCACAGGGACUGAGCCAGGUUGUGGAUGCCAACACUGGCGCCGUGCGAACCCUCAACCCAGCUGCCAUGGGUCGGCAGAUGAUGCCGCCGCUCCAGGGGCAGCAAGGCAGCGGCCAGGCCAGACCCAUGGUCAUGUCUGGCCUAAGCCAGGGCGUCCCCGGCAUGCCAGCGUUCAGCCAGCCCCCAGCCCAGCAGCAGAUGCCCAGCGGCAGCUUCGCUCCCAGCAGCCAGAGCCAGGCCUACGAGCGGAACCCUGCUCAGGACAUGUCCUACAAUUACAGCGGCGAAGCAGCCGGGGCCUCCUUCCCGGGCCUCUCGGACAGUGCGGACCUCGUGGACUCCAUCAUCAAAGGCGGGCCGGGGGACGAGUGGAUGCAGGAGCUUGAUGAGUUGUUUGGGAACCCCUAG
This is a messenger RNA of Odobenus rosmarus divergens (Pacific walrus), 3330 nucleotides long. It is a transcript of the gene MAML3, whose product is annotated as mastermind-like 3 (Drosophila). Gene Ontology annotation, cellular component: nuclear speck; nucleoplasm. Gene Ontology annotation, biological process: Notch signaling pathway; positive regulation of transcription of Notch receptor target. The record is from RefSeq and is a predicted model, not a curated record. The transcript is spliced from 5 exons. Gene Ontology annotation, molecular function: transcription coactivator activity. The coding region runs from base 1 to 3330 and encodes 1109 amino acids. NCBI's taxonomy places the organism in Eukaryota, Metazoa, Chordata, Mammalia, Carnivora, Odobenidae.